AUGGAAAAUAUUGAAAGAAUGAAACCUUAUUUUCCUGCAUCCUUGAAUGGAUGCGAAUCUGUAUCAGAUGAAUUUUUUAAAUGUUUAAAUAAAAAUUUAAUACCUUUUGGCGAUGAUAAAUUAAUAAAAAGUUCACAACAUGAUUGUCAGCAUUUUAAGAAGAACUAUGAAAAAUGCACAGAAGAAAAACUAAAGAAACUUAAAAGCCCAUUGAUGUUUCUCACAGAAUACAAAGAGCAAAAUAAAUAA
This is a messenger RNA of Plasmodium gaboni, 249 nucleotides long. RefSeq lists its product as hypothetical. Lineage: Eukaryota; Apicomplexa; Aconoidasida; Haemosporida; Plasmodiidae. The transcript has 3 exons. The record is from RefSeq and is a predicted model, not a curated record. The coding region runs from base 1 to 249 and encodes 82 amino acids.